Messenger RNA from Oryzias melastigma (Indian medaka), 1929 nucleotides. Its product is annotated as zinc finger and BTB domain-containing protein 12. The record is from RefSeq and is a predicted model, not a curated record. Gene Ontology annotation, molecular function: DNA-binding transcription factor activity, RNA polymerase II-specific; RNA polymerase II cis-regulatory region sequence-specific DNA binding; protein binding. Gene Ontology annotation, cellular component: nucleus. Gene Ontology annotation, biological process: regulation of transcription by RNA polymerase II. The transcript is spliced from 5 exons. The coding region runs from base 135 to 1814 and encodes 559 amino acids. Lineage: Eukaryota; Metazoa; Chordata; Actinopteri; Beloniformes; Adrianichthyidae.
GAGGCCACAAAGUAAACAGAAAUCGAGGGGAGCUGCACAGGCUACGAGAUGUUGUCAGCAGUGUGCCUUCGGAGUUAAUUCUUCUGCUUUUUGGAAAGCUUACAAAUCACCGAACAGAACGAGACAAAGGUAAGAUGGAGACGGUGUGCUUCCGUUUACCUGGUCACGGGGACACCACCCUGAAGCACAUGAACUCCCUCAGGUGUCGCCAGCACUUCUGUGACAUCACCAUCAUGGCCAACAACAACCAGACGUUUCGAGGCCAUAAGGUUGUGCUCGCUGCGUGUUCUCCCUUCUUAAGAGACCAGUUUCUUCUCAACCCGUCGCCGAAGCUUCAGGUUUCGAUGCUGUACAGCUCCUCGGUGGUGUGCGAUCUGCUGCAGUCGUGCUACACGGGCUUCCUGCAGUUCAGCUCCGAGGAAAUCGUCAGCUACCUGACCGCCGCCAGCUACUUUCAGAUGGAGCACAUCGUGGAGCUCUGCCGCGGAGCGCUGGAGAAAUACGUGCAGCUGAAGAGCCGCGGGUCACAGAAGAUGAUGGCGGGGGAGGAGGGCGUGAGCCGACAGGUGAUCAUCAGUGGAAGCAUUCACUCCGUCGCAUCGUCUCCUCCCGCUCCGCCGUCCCCCGUGCUCCUGCAGACCCCUGAGGGAGACGAGUCCAGCAAAUCGGCUCAGGGCAGCAUUCGUCACCAUGACGACAGUCUGGACCACGCUUGCAUUAAGGUGGUCACGUCCGACGAGGAGGGAGAACCCCGGCAGCAGGACUACGACGUGUACCGCGUCUACGUCUCAGAGGACGAGCAGAUGAACAGAGACGCCAAAUACGAAAAGGCGGAGCCGCCGGACGCGCCUCCUGACGUCUGCUACUCAGACAAGGACGCCAUCGUCAUCGGCGGCGGCGGCUCCGAGUACGACCUCGCAGAAGACCUCAGCUCGGCCGCCUUCUCUGCCGAAAGCCUCCGCGCUUUCCGGCGCCGGCUGACCGACUCUAAAAUAGGUCGGGGCAGGGGGCGGGGCCGGGGGCGGGGCUUCAAGCGGAGGAGGUGGAUGUCCUCUCAGGAGAAACGGGCUCCCAGCUUGAUGCCGCAGGACUUGUGGUACCUCACGGCGGCUGGGAUGGGCGGGUUCGGGCUGGAUUACAGUCAGGAGGGGCUGAAGGCGGCGGAGAGCUACAUGUCCAUCGAACUGCCCAGGUUGGACUUGAACGUGAGCGACGGCGGGGAGAAGGUCUCGCCCACUGCAGCUAGCGGCCAGUUCUCCCUGGAGGAGCCGAGCGCCGGCGAGGGGGGCUCGGGGUUGACGGGCGUCGCGGCAAACGAGGGCGGGGACGAGUCCGUGGCGGUGGUGGGGUCCACGUCCAGCGUGGCGGGCCCCGUCAUCUGCGAACACUGCGGCAUGACGUUCCCGUCGGCCCACUCCCUGGCCGUCCACUCGCGCUCCACCCACCUGCUGUACGCCUGCCCCUGCUGCGGCAAACACUUCCAGCACUCCUCCAACCUGACGCGGCACAUGGCCGUCCACCGGGGGGGCAGCAAGACGCACCAGUGCCCCCUGUGCUACAAGACCUUCACGCAGAAGUCCACGCUGAUCGACCACAUGAACCUCCACAGCGGCGAGCGGCCGCACCACUGCGCCUACUGCCACGCCCGCUUCGCCCACAAGCCCGCCCUGCGGCGCCACCUGAAGGAGCAGCACGGCAAAACCACGGGCCAGAACUCCCUGCACGAGCAGGAGGAGCGGGAGCGGGCCCGGGAGUCCGCCGGGAGGGCCCAGGAGGAGGAGGAGGGGUGCCUGGUGACGGAGCAGGUGUCGUAGAACGCCAAAGACGCCCAAAGUCAACCAGCCUUCGGUCCGCCGCCACGCCCACUCACCAACAACUGUGAUGCCUUCGCAAUUUUAACUGCCAAGAUUAAAGUUCUCAGAAAGUGUG